UAUGUUUUACCUUCAAGAAAAACCAUUUCGUCAUUGUUAAGUAUUAAGUAUAAUCAGAUUUAUGAUCAAAUAAAGGCUAAUUUAAAUAGGAAUGUAGAGUUUGUUUCACUUACGACAGAUACAUGGACGUCAUUGAAGAAUGAAAGUUAUAUGGCCGUAACCGUACAUUUUAUAGAUGAAAACUGUGAGUUAAAUUCUCAUUUACUUUCAUGUUCCAAGUUUUCAGAAAAACAUACUAGCGAGAAUCUCAAAUCAUCACUUCUCGAGAUCACUGAAAAUUGGGGUAUUCGUAAAAAAAUUGUAGCAUAUACAUCAGAUAAUGCAGCCAAUAUCUCUUUAGCGGUGAGUUUAUGUCAGUGGGGGCAACAUUUUUGUUUUGCUCAUAAUUUGAAUUUAAUAGUACAAUCAUCAUUAAAUGAAAUUAACGAAACAAGGGAAAAAGUAAAAUCAAUAGUUGAAUUCUUUAAAAGAAGUACAAAUGCAUCUGAGAAUUUAAAUAAGAUGCAAGAGCAAUUAGGUUUUACUCCAACGCUGAUGCUUAUACAAGACGUUAUUACUCGGUGGAACUCUACAUUUGAUAUUUUCCAAAGAUUUGUGCACCUAAAGACACCUAUAAUAUCCGCAUUGUCAAAUUCAAAUCGUGACGUAGAAUUGACAUUGAGCGAUUGGAAUACCCUGACACAGUCUUGUGAUAUAUUGGAACGGUUUAAGGAAAUAACCAUAGAUCUGAGUAGUGAAAAAAGUGUAUCAAUUUCUAAAGUAAUUUUGUACAGUCAAGCAUUGAUAACAUACAGUACACAAUUAUCAACAAAAGAUCUAACUCCACAAGUAAAUAAUAUGGUCAUUCAAUUAAAGUUGGAAAUAAAUAAAAGAUUUGGAAAUUAUCUCCAUUAUGAGUCAAAUCCACUGUUGUCUGAGGCUACAUUUUUAGACCCCCGAUUCAAAAAAUAUGGCUUUCAGAAUGAACAGUCUUUUAAAAAAAUUAAAAAGAUUGUAAUUAACAAAGGUAAACGGAUAAUCACACAGUCUAGAUCUACCAUAGACCAAAAUGUAAGUGUUCCUGCUGUGGUAAACAAUAUUGGAAAAGAAAAUUCAAUUUGGCAAGAAUUUGAUGCAGGAGUUGAAAAUGUUGUACAGUCUCUGAAUCCAACAGCAUCAAUAAUCGUAGAAGUUGAUAAGUAUCUUCAAGAGCCACCAAUCCCUAGAACACAAGAUCCCUUAAAAUGGUGGGAUAACAAUAGGCAAAUAUAUCCUACACUUUAUAUAAUGAUGAAAAAGCGAUUGUGUAUUCAAGCUGCAUCAGUAUCAAGUGAAAGAGUUUUCUCGAAAAGUGGACAAAUUGUAUCGACAAAACAUAGUAGGUUAUUAAGCAAAAAGGUCGAGCAAAUUGUUUUUUUAAAUUAUAAUUUAAAAUAGGUCUACUAUAUUGUUUAAAAUUUUAAUAAAUGACUAAUGAAUCUCUAUUCAGUACUCACUAUUUUUAUUAUGCCGAUAAUGUGUCGUUUGUGUUAUAGACUAUAGUUAUGAUUUUUUUCGUUUUUGACAUAUUUUUUAUUUUGUGUUUUUGUAUUUUGAGUUGUAUAACGUGGCAUAAUAAUA
Messenger RNA from Acyrthosiphon pisum (pea aphid), 1599 nucleotides. Its product is annotated as zinc finger BED domain-containing protein 1-like. The record is from RefSeq and is a predicted model, not a curated record. NCBI's taxonomy places the organism in Eukaryota, Metazoa, Arthropoda, Insecta, Hemiptera, Aphididae. The transcript has a single exon. Gene Ontology annotation, molecular function: protein dimerization activity. The coding region runs from base 151 to 1416 and encodes 421 amino acids.